Molecule: messenger RNA, 2403 nt
Organism: Neurospora hispaniola
Lineage: Eukaryota; Fungi; Ascomycota; Sordariomycetes; Sordariales; Sordariaceae
Exons: 4
Coding region: 1-2403 (800 amino acids)
Molecular function (GO): zinc ion binding
Source: RefSeq, a predicted model, not a curated record
AUGAUCCCCAUCCGCCCAAAACCCAACGGCAACAACCCCGACGGCAGCAGCAGCAGCAGCAGCAGCAGCAGCAACAGCACCUCCCCACCACCCCGCCGCGACAAACAAGCCGUCCACACCCCCUCCCCCUCCCGCAUCACCAGCAAACCCGUUCCCGAGCGCCAACUCCGCUCCCCGCGCGAAUACCAAAUCGACCAACUCAGGCGCCGUUUCAGCCCCUUAAAAGAAACCAUCGACCCUUCCACAGGCGGGGAGACCUCCCUGCUUUUUUCUCUCAAGCCCUCUGACCCGGAUUUUCCCUAUGACUUGGAGAAGCUUGAAUGCGAUUUACGGAUUCCCGGGGAGUAUCCCCGGCAGCCGGCGAGGUUGUUGGUGAGGAAUAAGGAUAUUCCGCGGGGGUUUGCGGUGAAUAUUGAACGGGGGUGGGAUCGGUUGGUGGAGGAGAGAAAGGGGAAUAAGGGGGUGACAACGUUGUUGAGUGUUUUGAAUGCUUUGGAUCGAGGGCUGGAAGGGUUUUUGGCAGAAGAGAAGAAGGAGACGGUCAAGAUUACGGUGUUUAAGGAUUCGAGGCAUUUGGAAGGUCAACCGAGUGGGGUUGUAGGGGAGAGGGGGAUGGAAGGGGUGUUGAAGGAGAAGGAGAAGGAGAAGGAGAAGGAGAAGCCGAGGCCGUAUAUCCCGCUGGAGAACUUUACCAGGGAUCAGAUUGCGGAAGCCAAGGCAAGAAGAGCGCAGGAGGUGCGUCAGCUCGAGGCUAGGAUGAGUGGACUGCCGCUUUAUCACAAGUCGAGCGACGGGGUGAUUUAUACGUUGCCGAUGGAUCCAAAGAGGAGGAGCAGUUUGCCGACGGGGUUGCAGAGCGUGCAUUCGGUGCAGCUGGUUAUUCCGUUGUUGUAUCCGCUGCAGCCGCUGAGGGUGUUGUUGAAUGAUGUGGAUGCUGACGAGGCUGAGGCGGUGGAGGAGCUGUUCACGCAGAAGGCGAUGGAACAGAAGCAGAUGAGUUUGACGAGCCACUUGAAUUACUUGGCGACGAAUAUGCAUGCUUUGGCGAAGCAGGCGGCGCAGGAGAAGCAGAAGGCUAUUCAGGCUGCUGCUGCUGCUGCUGCUGCAGAGGAGCAAGGGAAGAACAAGGCGGCGGAUCAAGAGGCCAAGGAAGCAGAACAUGUUGCUUCAGCGGUUGAUGGAAAAAGGGGACACGUACAUGUCAUUCCCAGACCCUUGGAGUGGACGCUCGUCAACGCCGAUGGUUCCUCCGAAUCAGAAUCCGAGACUGAUUCCGACGACAACUACGAGUUGGUUGACGGUAAAGGCGGAAACACCUCCGGCGUAACACCCGGCACCGCCCUCCCCGCCGCCACCGCCGAGCGCGGCACCGCCAUCUCCUUCCCCUCCAUAGAGCUACACGGCAUCGAGCUCCUCCAAGUAACCCUCCUCUCGCUCUCCGUCAAAUGCACCCGGUGCAAAACCCUCAACGACGUGACCUCGCUCAAAUCCAACAUCGAAAAGCUUGUCUCAUGCAAGAAAUGCGCCACAUCCUUCACCGUCCGCUUCCGCGCCGAGCUCGUCCACGCCCACUCCACCCGCGCCGGCUUCAUCGAUCUCUCCGGCUGCACCAUAUCCGACAUGCUCCCUUCCUCGUUCAUCCCCACCUGCGGUCGGUGCUCCACCCCUUACCCAUCCCCCGGCUUCGUUUCGGUGAGAGGCGAAUCAACCACCAACGUCUGCCGCGAAUGCCACGCCCGCUUCACCUUUAAACUCCCCGACGUCAAGUUCCUCACCUACUCUUCUUCCCAAUCCCACCUCCCGCCCACCCAGGGCCCCAAGCGCAAAGACCAAAAACUCGGUCUGCACGCCGGCGACCCCCUCCCCGCCAAGGGCGCCUGCGCGCACUAUAAGCGGUCUUAUCGAUGGUUCAGGUUCAGCUGCUGCAACAAGGUGUAUCCGUGCGACAAGUGUCAUCAGCAAGCGGAGGAUCAUGUGGACGAGUGGGCGAAUCGGAUGAUUUGCGGGUGGUGUUCGCGGGAGCAGAAUUAUCGGGUGGAGAACUGUGCGUUUUGUGGACGGAGCGUGGUGAGGAAGAGGACGGGCGGGUUUUGGGAGGGCGGGAAGGGGACGAGGGAUAAGGUGUUGAUGAGGAGGGGGGAUAGGAGGAAGUAUAGGAAUAAGAAGGAUGGGAAUAAGAGUAAUAAGGAGAAUGGUAUCAAAACGGUGUUCAUCUUUGUUAUUAUUCCCUUCCUCGAGGUAGGUAUCUUGAAGGUGCAUACGCUCGGAAUCUCCAACGGUCUGACCAAAACCCAGAAGUUUGACCGACCGCAUGGCCCCUUUACAGUAAAGUAUGCCAGGCAGGCAGGCGAUGUUGACGACAUCCUGCUGCGCCGGCUGCUGGGGCGCUUCGUUGACAUAUGA